UCCUCGUUUUUCCCUCUAUCCUUUCUCUCUCCCGUAAAUAACAUCUUCACCGCCCAGAAACAGAAACUCCAUUUUUAUAUCCCAUUUUCUCAGAGGUCCCGAAUCCUAACCCAAUCCUCUACUCUGGAUAAAAAUGAUAGUUUCCGGGCUCAAGAAAAGGCAGCGGGUGGCCACCACCUCCGCCUCCUCAGUAUUCUUUAACGAUCCCUCCACCGCAGACGUCAUACUCCGCCUCUUCAUUACACCCUCCCCAUUCGAAUCCUCCGCCACCACCACUCCAGAUUCCGACGAAACCUCUUCCAACCACAAAUACGACGACGUUCAGAUCCACCUCCACUCACACAUCCUCCACCGCUCCAAAUACUUCGCCGCCCUCUUAUCCGACAGAUGGCAGCCAACCCACAGCCUUAAGAACAACAGUUCCAAUCUCAAACCCUUAAAUCUCAACCUUGGGGUCCCUUCCUCCUCUGGGUCCCUCCAGUCCCACCUCACCGUUCUCCAACUCCUUUACAGUUCCGAUCUCUCCGGUUCCAUCGAUAGCGCCUCCACCGCCCUCGAUCUCCUCCCCGUCGCCCUCGAGCUCCUCUUCGAGGACUGCGUCAAGUCCUGCGUCCAGUUCCUCGAGGUUGUGCCAUGGACCGAGGACGAAGAGAAGCGAGUUUUAAAUAUAAUCCCAUUUCUGAAGGAGGAAGAGAGCAAGGAACUCCUUGCUAGGGUCUUGCCCGGUCGGAACGAUUCGUGCGACGAAAUGCUCCGAGGCCUGGUGUUGUCCGCCAUUCACAAUUAUCCAAACGUGGCGUUCGUGAAGGCCUUCGUGGCGAAGAUUCUGAGGGAUUUCUCGUCGAUGGAAUCGGCCAAGAGGGUAUUGGAGAGUGCGUUCGAGACGAGCUUGAAGGUCGUGAAGGAGUCGCUGGAGGAGUACUCGAGCCCGGACUUCAGAGGGGAUCAUAACGAGACCGAGGCGAUUCAGAGGCUCAAUCUGCACACGGCGAUGACCAACGGCAGACAUUUGCUGUGGUUGGUGGAGAGGAUGAUCGAACUGAGGGUGGCCGAUACAGCGGUCAAGGAGUGGAGCAACCAGGCGGCCUUCACGGCCGAUUUGCAGAGGGCGUUUCGGGACGAUGCGUGGAGGAAUAUCGUGCCAGGGUUACCGGCUGUUGUGCUGAGAUGCACCUCUAAGCUCGCUAAUGCUGUCGCUGCGGGCAACAUUUUGGCCACCAGACAGUUGGUUCUGGAUCUUGAGCACUUAGAUUUGGGCGAAACGCGGACCAGUUGGUAAUAGGACCGGACCUUAUUGUUCUAUUGGAAUUUGGAAUCGCAUUGAACACACAAGGAUUAUUUUCUAGAGGAUAGACUGCUGUGGAUGCCAGAUUAGAUGGUUAAUGACUCAUUCCAUAUGAUGAGUGUUCAGUGCGUUAGUUUCUGAUCGAAUUUCUACGAUAUCUCGACCACCAAUAUCAUAGGCUUUGUUGAUGACGGGAAUGCAUUUUGCCUGGUGAGUUUGACUGAUUGUGGAACUAGUUCUAUUUUCACUGUGGAUUUGGUUCCCAUCUCUUUUUUCGUGUUUCUGGAGGAAAAAUAACAGCAAACAAGAGGGCUACAUGUAAAUGCUAAAGAGUUAUUUGGAACGAAGGGAAAUGUUUGAGGAGCUAAAAGCCUAAAACCCUAUUUCCUUAAAUUUGCAAAGACAUGUGAGAAGUUAUGGACCUCUAACCACUUUCAUGGCCAUUGGCUGAGGUUUUUUAUUUCUGUUUGUCAUUCUUUUUAAGACCAUGUCAUGUGUUCUUACACCAGUUUCUCUACCUAAAUGAAAAACGACACCUUAACCUUAAAUAUUUCAAACUCCAAGAUGGCAGGUAGAUGGAUUAACUAAACUAAACUAAA
Messenger RNA from Juglans regia (Persian walnut), 1884 nucleotides. RefSeq names its product BTB/POZ domain-containing protein At1g63850-like. The record is from RefSeq and is a predicted model, not a curated record. The coding region runs from base 134 to 1279 and encodes 381 amino acids. NCBI's taxonomy places the organism in Eukaryota, Viridiplantae, Streptophyta, Magnoliopsida, Fagales, Juglandaceae. The transcript is spliced from 2 exons.